GAGAGAGAGAGAGAGAGAGAGAGAGAGAGAGAGAGAGAGAGAGAGAGAGAGAGAGAGAGAGAAUCGGUCGGAUUGACAAUUUCCUGAUGGGAGGUGCUGCUUAUCAGUUCCCCCAAAUCUCUUCAACUAAGGCGGUCAGAACACACAGGAGCUGCAGGCGAGCAAUGGAUCAACUCUGAGAUCAGAACUUCAUCUGUAAAUCCCUCCAACCUGAACUGUUGGACUUAUUAUCAUUUUAUUUUUGGAGAUGUCAGUCUCUAAACAAGCAGCUCUCAUCAGAUCUUCUGGGAUGAUUCAGCGGAAGAAGGUGGUGCUGUCUGUCCUGCGACAGCUCCAGGAGGCCGUAGAGAGCGCAGGCCUGGACACUGUAACCAGAGUGGCCAUGCACGUCCACCAGCUCCUCACUCCUUUCCAGCUCCCAAAGACCCCCUUUCAGGAUUUUCCCGAGUGGAUACAUGUGGACAACACAGCUCAUGGUUUAUACCCAGCUGAUGCACCUGUAGGUCUCCUGCCUUUGAGGUGUAAUGGAGAAGGCAACCUGCUGUUCGAUGCUGUUAGCAUGCUGCUUGUAGGCAACACUGGGUUGAGCUUGGAGCUACAGGUAAGAACUGUGGUGGAAAUGGCCUUGUGGAAGAGAUACUAUUUGGCUGGAAUGAUCGAUUCUAAAAUGAUGCUCCAAGCUGUUCGCUUCAGUUUGUGCGCUGAAGAGUCUGAGGACAUGCUGAACCUGCCCGUAACCGUCCUGGAGGCCAUUUUUGAUGCUGAUGUCAAAGCCUCCUGCUUCCUUGGCUCCUUUGCUAACAUGUGGCAUGUCUAUGCUCUUUCCUCGGUUCUUCGGUUCAACAUAUACUCCAUCUACCCCAUGUUCAACUUCAAGAUUCGACCCUACUUCAACCGACUCAUACGCCCAAGAACCUGGCCCGAAGUCUCAGAGCCACACACCAUACACAUAAUGUGGUCUGGGGAGUUGCAGUCUGAUGCAUUGUUCAAGCCUAAAUAUUUUGUCGCCCUUGUUCAGGCAAACAAGCCCAUUUCUGGGACCCCUGAAAGUGAGCGGAAGGUGCCUCUGCCUAAUAGCGAACCAAAGCUGAACCAGGAGUUGCAGUUUUCUCUCCCCACGCCAACAGAUAAUGUCACCAAGAAGACCUUUGAUUGGAGGAAGAAGACCCAGGAACACCCCAAAAAAUCGACAGCUAUGUAUGAGGCAAAACAUUUCCUCCAGGCCUGCUACUUAGAGGGUAAGCUCGUCCCUUUGCACAAGUUCAAGGAGUUUUUCCCUGAGAUCUCAAGGUCGUCAUACUACAACUGGAAGCACGAUCUCCUGAAAACCAGAGGUAACUUCUCCACUUCGUCUUCCACGGGGGAGAUAAGUCCUGGAGAGAGCACAGAGCAGGAGGCCUGGUCCUCACCCGAAGCAAAUCAACGUGAGUCAGACCAUCAUGAGAGCGUGGCCGGUCUAUUUGGCCUUGACUUGAGCAUUCUGGAUGCAGAGCGGGCUCAGAUCCUAACACACAUGCAAGAUGCUAAGCGCUGGCUUCAGAACUGCCUCGCUGUGAAUGCUUCCUUCCCCUUCAGGAUCUUCAAGAAAAACUUCCCAGGAAUCUCAAGAUCAACCUACUACAACUGGAGGAGAGAAGCCAUGCUCAUUAUUGGUGGCCACAAAGGCAACAUUGGCAGCAGUGAGGACAGUUCGGAUGCUGACAAGAGCCAGAGCCCAAAAGAUCAGUCAUCGGUGCUGCCCGGCACUGACCAGCCUGUUGUUCCAAGAACAAGGAUCCAGAGACCGAAACACAGAAGUUUCAUGAUGGCAUACAUAAGCAAGAAACAGCUAAGAGAAGCUGCGAAGUUGCACGUUCAGAAGUCCCACUGGUCCCUGAUGAAGUUCAAGCUGAAGUUCCCAUACAUGUCCUCAUGUUUUUACUGGUUGUGGCGUGGCAACUUGAACCUCAAGGCCAAGCAGAGGAUGAUCCCCCAGAUUGCCGAGACACCCAGAGACCCCGUCCCUCAGAGCCCGCAGAUCACAAGCAAUGACAACAAGAUGAUGGAGGGUCGUCAAGAGGUCCCGCAUGUCGAGAACCCCAGGUGUGUGCAGAAUUUCUCUGUGUCUGCUUUCGACGGCUCACAUCUGAGGCUCCCCUUUCCCAUAAGGCCGUCCACAAAUGAGCAGAGGUUUUCAGCAGAUGUCGUGGCUCUUGCCAACUUCAAGGCCAGAGCCAAGCUCUUCCUCCAACAACGCUUCCAGGAGAAGUCUUUCCCCACGUUUAAAGAGUUUCGUUCUUACUUCCCUUUCACUGCACGCUCAACGUACUACAUGUGGAAGCGCGCUUUGUACCACGGGGUGUCACUGGUCCAUGGGUAAAAUGGGAAAUGCCUUAAUUACCACUUAAACUACCUACAUGCUGUGAACUUCACAUGUUAAACAAGUGUUAGCGGACUUAGCAUCUAAAUGCAUUGUGCCCAUCCUCUGUCUCACCAUCUCAGACCAGUUCUUCCUCGUGGACAUUUGCACAUGUUAAAAAAAUGCUGUGGGUCUGUUUAAAACCCUGCAUUUUGCCCCAGAGGCAAAAGGCAGUUCAAAGCUGGGGCUGAGUGGCAUUUUAUUUAAAGCCCUCCUUCAUUCUUUAAAUUCUGGUUUUUUGAAUUUGAGAGCUCUGCCCUUUAUCUAUUUUCUUUUUUGCUUUUUAUUAUUGUGUGUUCAAGCCUUUUUCUAAUGUAAACUCUGCAUGUAACAAUCUGAGAGAAGAGAUUUGUUGCAGUUUGAGGAAUUUCCCUCCCCUCCCCCCCACAUAAGUAAAGAGCUAUCUGUAUUUUAUUUCCUGAGAAAUGCCUCUUUUGUUUAGACAAUCCUAUUUUUUUUUCUCAGAUUAAUGCCACCACUCAGGGAUUUACUUGACGCUUUGAAGUGGCCAUGCAAGGAUUUUUUUUUUUUGCAUUUUAUAGCAAUCAAAGUUGAAUUUUAGCACACUAGAUUUGCACUAAAAUGGUUCCCAUUUCAUUGUUGAAUGUAUCACUUUAACCAGUAAGCACACUCUGGUUAGGUUUUGAACAAUUCCACUUUUAAGGAAAAUACUUGAAGCAGAAUAUAGAUGAAUGUAUUUUUUUAUUUUUUUGUACACUUCAUUUCAAAACUACCUAUUUACRCUGGAAGCUUUGUCUUUUGGCAGCUUCUCUUUUUGUACUGUUUUGCAAACCGAUGUGUGUUUUAUUAACUUGUCAAUGCAAAAUCCCUGAAUGAUCCUUUUUCAUUAUACAUUUAUACUCCCAUGUAUUUAUUUUCUUGUGUUUKGUAUCUAAUUUCUGUUAACACUGGCAUUUAUGUUAAGUCAGUAGAUCUGUAGUAAUAGACUUUGAAUAAGUAAACUUUCAUUAAAUAACAUUGAGCUUU
Messenger RNA from Austrofundulus limnaeus, 3385 nucleotides. It is a transcript of the gene vrtn, whose product is annotated as vertebrae development associated. NCBI's taxonomy places the organism in Eukaryota, Metazoa, Chordata, Actinopteri, Cyprinodontiformes, Rivulidae. The record is from RefSeq and is a predicted model, not a curated record. Gene Ontology annotation, cellular component: chromatin. The coding region runs from base 248 to 2359 and encodes 703 amino acids. Gene Ontology annotation, biological process: regulation of transcription by RNA polymerase II. The transcript is spliced from 3 exons.